AUGGACAAGCCUAUGAUGCUGUCGCGGCGCGAGCUGCCAAAAUCAACCAUGAUAUACAUCAUCGUCGGCGUUGUCGUCGGCGUGACUUGCACUGUCGGAGUCAUUGUCUUUCUGGUGAUGAAACAUCGCAAAGGUCAAAAGUACAGCCAACUGAGAAAGAGGAGCACGGUUACUACCACCACGAACAACCGAGAGUCUUAUAGGAAGAGCAUCAUGUCGACCGUUUCCGAGGUGGACGACGCGCAGAGGCAGGCCAUGAUUCGGAAAUCGCUGGCGACGCGAAGCUCUAUGAUGACGUUGAACAUGGACGCAAGCUCCGUGUAUACCGCGCCUCAUCCGCUGGAUCGCACCGCCUCUCAUUUCUUAUACCGUCCGGUCUCUCAUCCGCUGGAAGAAGCCAUCACAGAGGCCGCCGCAGAAUUCGUUACAGAGGCCGCCGCAGAAGCUGUUACAGAAACUGCUGCAGAAGCUGUUGCAGAGACCUCCCCGGAAACUCAGGAGUCGCAUCCUCCUCCGUCGCGAGAUGAGGAAUCGCGAGACGAAGAAUCGCUAAUCGGCCUCAAGGCUGACUGGAAGGAGUGGGAAGCGAGGCUACACGAGAACCACUCCCUCUCGCUCGACCAUCACCCAGCCGUAGCCCCCGAGCGAAAGGAUUCCACCGGCUCCAAUGGCUCCCACGGAGAAUAUCGUCUAGUUAAUGGCCCGCCAACUCAAGCCCACCUCAGCCUUAUUACGUCUGAGCUCGGCCGGCGCUCAGUACCACCCCUGAGUCGGCCACAUUCCGUCGUUUCUAUCGAAUCCACAAGAUCGCUGCCGAUGAAGUAUGAGUUUAAACGGGAACGAGACACACGCUCUCCUCUAACACGCUCCCCCCAUCGACUACAACAUUCGUGGACAGCUUCUUAA
Trichoderma aggressivum f. europaeum is the source of this 906-nucleotide messenger RNA. RefSeq lists its product as uncharacterized. The coding region runs from base 1 to 906 and encodes 301 amino acids. The record is from RefSeq and is a predicted model, not a curated record. Lineage: Eukaryota; Fungi; Ascomycota; Sordariomycetes; Hypocreales; Hypocreaceae. The transcript has a single exon.